This is a messenger RNA of Haliotis rubra (blacklip abalone), 675 nucleotides long. RefSeq names its product ras-related protein Rap-1b-like. The record is from RefSeq and is a predicted model, not a curated record. Bases 1 to 675 code for a protein of 224 amino acids. The transcript has 3 exons. Gene Ontology annotation, cellular component: plasma membrane. Gene Ontology annotation, biological process: signal transduction. NCBI's taxonomy places the organism in Eukaryota, Metazoa, Mollusca, Gastropoda, Lepetellida, Haliotidae. Gene Ontology annotation, molecular function: GTPase activity; GDP binding; GTP binding.
AUGGAUUUGAGACGGCAAUCAAUACCAACGUCCAUCUCUAUCGCCGUGCUUGGGGCGCCCAAUGUUGGAAAGACGUCCUUUGUCACUCGCUUUCUGGACGGCACAUUCCCACCAGGGCGUUCUCCCACGAGCCAAGAGACUUUCGUCCGUUUCGUGCAAACUUCAGGCGGAAGUUACCAGCAGAUACAGGUGGUGGACACCCAUGGGAUAAAAAAAGACAAAUCAGCGACAGACGAAUACAUAAAGGACAGUGACGCCUUUGUGGUCAUCUACUCUGUUGACAAACGAAAGUCUUUGAAGAAGGCCAUCAAGAUGUGUCGACGUGUUUUAGACAUUAAAGAUUCUCCAGACACCCCUAUACUUCUAGUUGGCAACAAAUGCGACCAUAAAUGCGAAACACCUAAGAAGACGGAGAAGAGAAACAAAUAUAUCCAAAAUCGGAUCAGUUGCUUUCACAUGGAAAGUAGUGCCAAGACAAACCAGAACGUUCGGCUGAUAUUUGACAUAGUAAUAGAACAUAUGCAGAACAAAGCUUUGAAAGAUACCAUCACUUCAUUGCGGAAGAGAUCUCGCGUUUCACAGUGUGUUGGCAAUGGAGACCAUCGCCCUCCGGGAAGAAUUUCUAAGGUUUCAAUUGAGACUAUCAUGGGUUUUGACAAGCCUUGUGACAAAUGA